Molecule: messenger RNA, 6766 nt
Organism: Anastrepha ludens (Mexican fruit fly)
Lineage: Eukaryota; Metazoa; Arthropoda; Insecta; Diptera; Tephritidae
Gene: Kr-h1
Product: Krueppel homolog 1
Exons: 4
Coding region: 767-3340 (857 amino acids)
Biological process (GO): regulation of transcription by RNA polymerase II
Molecular function (GO): RNA polymerase II cis-regulatory region sequence-specific DNA binding; DNA-binding transcription factor activity, RNA polymerase II-specific
Source: RefSeq, a predicted model, not a curated record
CAACGCAACAGCUUGUGUUCGCUGUUAUGACGAACCCUGAGACAUACAGAACAAAAUCGAUUUUGGGCACCAUGGCCCUCGCAACCGGCACGUCACUACACCAUUGCCAAUAUCAACAGCCCAGCGUCGACGACGACUGCAGCUGCUGAGUGAAGCUGCCACAAGCAGUAGCAGUAGCAGUGACAGCGGCAGUGGCAGCGGCAAAACGUCUGCCAGUUAAGCACAGAACACAGGCACAGAACAACAGUAACAUUUCGGUGGCGUCGUCGAUAUUACUGAAACAACUUGCAAGCGGUCACAACGUAUUCGCCGGGUAGCCGCGUUAGAAUCAUAAACGGACUUUAUAGAAAUAUUUUUACUUGCUUAUUAUAUUCAUUUAAGAGAACUAAAGAGGUAAAGCAUAAUUUGAAUUUAAUUGAAACGUAAUAAUGUUUUAAAAUAUAAAGAAACGACGCUUAUAUACGACAAUAAUCAACGUGAAAAAGUUAAAAUUUCCGAAAAAUAUAUUUUUUUUGUAAAAAUGGAAAUUUUCUCCCUAGUAUGGAUUGGGCAUGGAAUAUAUUUGUGAAGAAAAUAUUAAGUGAAAAUGAUACUUAAAUAAUUAUAGUUAAAACAUGUGGACAUAUAACACAUACAUACAUAUAUAAAAUAAAUUCAAACGGUAAAACACUGACCGCACCAAAUCGAAUCUGUCUAUCGAUGAGUGAAUUUAAAAGUUACUAAUGCCGAAAGGUAAAGUUGCGCAUUUUUAGAGACACAACAUAAAAUGGUUUAUUACCAAUCCACACCAAUGGUAAUUAAAACAGAGAAGCCAAGUCAGGCUCAACUCUGUGCUCAGCUAGAAACAACUACAACAAUUUCUGAGACAACGACAAAUGUCGAAACAUCAUCACCCUUAACCCAUAUACCGCACGAAUAUCAGUUGCAGCAAAGCACUUCGAAUGCAUAUGCUGAUAUCUGUAGUAAAGCCACAAUAAUGCAGAAACGAUCUCACGAAUCCCCCCCAUUGUCUCAUACUAGUAUUAUCCCAAGUUAUACGGUAUCAAUCCCUGUACAUAACUUAUCUACAAAUACAGCGAAUAUUAGUUUACAUGCCAAUAUCAAAACGGAACCUAACAUCGGCGUAUAUGGAGGUUCUUCAUCCGCAACAUCGGCAUAUUCCACAGCCACAACGUUAGAUUUGAAUACUGGCACUGCAAGCGUAUCUGCUCCCGCAGUGGCUAUAAGCCGCAAACCAACUGUAAAUAAGCCACAAUUUAAAUGCGAGCAAUGUGGAAUGACCUUUGGUAGCAAGUCGGCUCAUACUUCGCACACUAAGUCGCAUGCCAAAAGCAUUGAUUUGAGCGGUGGUAUAGCUGCGGGGUCUGCAAGGUUGAGCGAUGUCAGCGAAGCUGGUGUGUCGACGGGCAUUCCAAAGACACCGAAUGUAACUGGAAUUGCCGGAGGAGAUCCGUAUCAGUGCAACGUUUGUCAAAAGACAUUUGCAGUACCCGCAAGGCUGAUACGACAUUAUCGCACGCACACUGGCGAAAGACCUUUUGAAUGCGAAUUUUGUCACAAAUUGUUCAGCGUUAAGGAGAAUCUACAGGUGCAUCGUCGGAUACACACGAAAGAAAGGCCAUACAAAUGUGACGUUUGCGAGCGCGCAUUUGAGCACUCGGGCAAAUUGCAUCGACACAUGCGUAUACAUACCGGCGAGCGACCACAUAAGUGCUCAGUCUGCGAGAAGACUUUCAUUCAAUCCGGGCAAUUGGUUAUUCAUAUGCGAACGCAUACUGGUGAAAAACCAUACAAAUGUCCGGUUGAGGGCUGCGGCAAGGGAUUCACCUGCUCCAAACAGCUGAAAGUACAUUCGCGUACUCACACGGGCGAAAAGCCUUACCAUUGCGAUAUCUGCUUUCGUGAUUUUGGCUACAACCAUGUACUCAAGCUUCACCGAGUGCAGCAUUACGGUUCCAAAUGCUACAAAUGCACAAUUUGCGAUGAGACAUUUAAAAAUAAAAAAGAGAUGGAGGCGCAUAUCAAAGGUCACGCUAAAGAAUUUCCGGAUGAUGAUGACGAAGCCGUAGCGGGGGCAGCGGUUGCUGGCAGUAGUUCUACAUCGAAUAGUUCGAGUGGUGAAGCUAUAUCAGCGCCUGGAUCGCCUUUAUCACCAAUACCAUCUGGCAGUGCAGUCGCCAAGGCGCGUAAAUCUAAAGUGGAGCGUGCACGAGCGCUACCUCUAAAGACAACCGCUUCUAGCUUACGCAAUCCAGCAUCGCCCAGCUCUCCUCGGUCUACACUGUCGCCAAGUUCAUCACGACUUUCUGCGGGCUCACCAGAGUAUUUGACGACAUCAUCUCCAACGCCAUAUACAAUGGAAAUAGACUAUCUUAGUCGGGACGGUGAAGUAGCUAGUACCAGCAAUGAUCACCAAUUAUCAUUAUCCUUACCUGUUGUAAACUCAAAUGGUAACAAUGAACAACAGUCCUGUAAUUCUAUAAAUGAAGAAUUGCCGACAGAUUUAAGCAAACAACAGGUGCAACAUCCAACGCCUAUGAAAUUUUAUCAAAGCGGCCAAAUGCAAAAUGUUUCACCGGCAUACAAUUACCAACAACUGCAGCAUCAAGGAAUGAAAUUAGAACGUUCUGGGAUUGAACCGCCCACGAUCAAUCCUGCUUUACUUGAAGCUGCAUCCAUUGUGAGGCGACGCGAUAUGCUGGAUUCCCCAAACGAGGAGGAAGUUAAAAAGACGGAAACCUCUGUGAAACAAUCACGUUACUCUGAACAACAAAGUGUUCUUCAGCAAAAGCAUACCCCUACUUUAACAGAUACACCUACAACUUCAUACGCGCAACAACGCAUUUCGCUCAGUCAUGAUUUAUCUCAGUACGAUGAUACUCGCGAGGCGAACGAGCUGAUUGAACACUACAAACGGGGCGAACUUGCGCAACAUGGUAUGCAUAAGGGGUACGUGCCGGUGCCUAAAUUUGAACCGUCGCUACUCAAUAACGAGAUUGUUCGCCAAGUGGAAGCUGCAAUAGCGCCCCUGCGCUCUUCAACAGAAUCACCCGAACGUUCGUCAUCUCCCGAGAGUGAUUCCAUGAUGAUGGCCGAUCGUGAUGUGAUGACAUUACCUUUGCGCAAACGUAAGCUUUAUAUGCGCGAAGGAUCGCCCAUCGGGGGAAAAGCUAUACAUGAUGCCGCACGAGAAAUAAAUAAAUCGCUUACCCAUAUCGGUACGACCUCGGCCAAUGGCGAUUCGAAUCAAGCGCAUAGUACCGCUAUAAAUGCCAACAAUGAAACCGGAACGAAAGUGAUGCGUAUGAACUCGGUUAUACAGUUUGCCAAAGCCUCAUAACUUUUAAAACAAUAGGAAUUAGAUUUCAUUCAGAUUGAAACUAAUUUUCUUAUGAAAUCAAUUGAAGACUGUUAAAAUAUUUAUGUAUUUAAUGCUGCGAAAUUAUAUUGCUGAUUUGAAAUACAAGUAUGUUGCGCUAGACUAAAAAGAAUAUUAGAUGUUAAUAUUUAGUUUGGAAUUUGUGUUAGCAUUAAUUUUGCCAAGAGUAUUAUUUUAGAAAUUGAAAUAUUAUUUAGAUAAUGUGUUUCGGCACAUAACAUACUUACAUUUAUACAAACAUAUGUAUGUAUAAACAUGAAUAAGUACAUAAGUACAUACAUAUGUACAUAUAUAUUUCGAAAUCAUGUUCAAUUAAAGCGAAAAAAGUACUAGUUAUUUCCACGAACAUGGAGUAUAGAUGGGAAAAUGUGUGCUUGGAUUUAAUUAGCGUUAGCAUUAGGAAAUACUUACAUACAUACAUAAUAUAUUACCGUAGUCAAUACAUAAGUAUUUAGUUUAAUUUAUGUAAAUAUUUAAAAAUAUGAAAGCUAUAGCAAAAAGAAGUUUUAGGAAAAAUGUAUAUAGGUACAUAUAAUUUAAAAUCAGUUUUCUGAAUAUUUUUAUGGCAAUAAUAAGUUAGUUUUGCAUACUGGGAACGGAGGGAAAAUUGGGAACGGGCUGCUUGAAAAAUUCGUGGAAUUAUAUGUUGCUAAUUUAUCGUGGUUAAUACUUCAUUUAUGUUUUUAUGUGCAAAUAUGCAGGAUCUAGAAAUAAAAACAAUUUAGCAUGCCAGUGAACUGUAAAGAUAUACACAUAGAACACAUACAUAUAUAUAGUGUCGGACAAAACAUAUUGAACUAAGUAUUAAUAUAAAAUUAUUGCCAUAUAACUUUAAAAAUUGAGCAAAUAAAAUUAAACAAACCCCUUAAGACUAAGUUUAAUAAAUAUUCUUCAUAAUCGAUUACGAUUUUUUUGCGCUACAAAACAUAUUAGACUCGUUGCAAUUUAUUAUAGGAAUCGGUGAAAAUACCGUUAUUUAUACACGAUUGGGCGAUUUGAUGGAGCUCACGUAAGUGUAAAAGUUGUGAAGCAUUUACAUUUUUUAAUACUUCCUUAAAAAUCUAGUAAAAAAUGGUUACUGUUAAGGGGUUAUAUGCAGUUAGAAGGCCGAAAAAAGCGAAUUUUCCAGAAUUUUUUCUGCGAAAACUUUUAAAUUUAUUGAUCUAAAAAUUUGUACACACUUAACUGUAUUUUAAGACUUAGUAUUAGUAAAAAUAUUUAUUUUUUAGUUUCUUUUCUCAUGCAAAUGCCAAAAAUGGUGAUAUUUGGAAAUGAUUGUAUGGGGAACCCCCCAGGGGAGUUCCAGGGGGUGUGCCACUGGCAUGGGUGGAUCGGCCGUCCAAAGUUAGUGGGGGUCGGUCAUACAUUUGGACUCGAUUGGAGCACUCUAAAUGGGUCCAAGUGGGAUUUUUCGUUCGACCCAAUUUGGGGGACAUCAGAAUUCGUUUUAGAGGUAUGGUUCCUUCGGCAAAGUUUCUUAUUUUGAUCCCUAGAAUACGAUUUUCACAGAGCAAUGAGCGAUUUCUAAAUCGACCCGCCCUAAUGUAUGUAUAUGUACUUAUAUAUGUAUGUAUACAUAACAAAUGUAUUUCGUAGAUUGUCCUUUCUGGUAAUACAUAAGAAAUUUGAAUUUGUAGCAACAAAGAACUAUGCAAAAUACUUCUGUGAGCCACUGUAUCUCGUUAAAAAUAAUGAUUAUAGCUGUAAAAUAUUAAAUAAUUAAUAUUAAAAUUAAAUAAUAAUUAGUCCAAUAUGUUUUGUCGCAGCGAAUAUUGAAUAUGUGCAAUUUUUUUUUUGUAUUGUUUUUUUGUUAAUGUCACAAAGUAAAACCAAUUCUACGAUUGUUUAUGUUUUCUUAAAAUAACUAUUUAAUUUAUUUAUUUGUGAAUAAUUUUAGUAUAUUCAGAAUAUUUGUCAGGGCAAAAGAUGAUAGUAUCAAUAAUAGGCACCAGUCCAAUAUGUAUUGCCCGACGCUUUAUAUGUACCUAUGCAUACACACAUGCAUAUGUAUUUAUUUAUGUACAUAUGUAUGUACAUAUUUCUUUUGCGAUGAACGAAAGAUUUAUAUUUUGUAUUAAUAAGUGUAAGUAUGUACAUACAUAUAUAUGUACAUACCUAUGUAUGUAGUUUUGUCCUUGCGAUAUGAGCAUACAUUUCUCAGCAAUACAUAACAUACUUAUUCAUACAAACAUACAUAUGUAUGUAUGUGUGGGUGUGUGUGUGCAAGUCAAAGGCGCAAAAAGCCAUAAGUGUAGCCCCCACGUGGGUCUGAGAGAAAAUUAUACGAUUUUAUUCAAUCAACACAAAUGUAUACAUUUUUUCCAAAGAUGUAUCCAAAGUCUUAUGUUACAUAAUUACGUUUUUAAGUCCCAUAAACGGUAUUUCAAAACAAUAGUAGUAAACAAAUCUACCCAUUCAUUGGUAUAAAUAUUAGCUUAAGCGAAAUUAUAAACAAUUGAUGACCAUAUUGGUUCGAAAAAUCGAAAAUAUGUAAAGUAACAUGCAUACAUACACACAAGGAGUUUAACUUAAGAGAAGAAAGAAUACAAAUAUGUAAGUAUAUGUGUGUGAAUAAAACGCUACUCUCGUCUGCUGCUAUUUACAUAUGUAUGUAUGUCUAUGAAAAUGAUUUACAAGGUCUUUUUUUUUGUUGAUAUUGGGGCUUGUUCGAGGCAGGUAAUAAAAGCAGCAGUACUGGAGCAUUCUAAAGGUUACAAAUGCAAAGCUGAUACUUUUCUAAUGCUCGCCACUUACUAUCUUACAUACUAUGUAAAUAUGUAUGUAUGUAGGUAAAGAUGAAUAGGGAAAUAAAAAUAAUGGAGUUUUCUAUCCAUAAAUAUUUCCUUUGAUAAUUUCGAUAUUGACUGUAAUUUACUAUUGAAAAUGGCAUUAAGAACAAAACAAUCGUUCAAACAAAAUUUUUAUGAUGCUGGUUUAAAGAAAGUUUGCGCGCAACAAUUGUCGAAUUUUUGACUAUUAGGCCGCUAUACUUUUGUCAACGUUGCCCGUAUUUCGAAUCGAACGUGGAACUUUAAAUACAUAAUCGUGCAACACAGCGGUUGUGAUAGCACUAAAUAUUUCAUAAUGUAAAAGUAAACAAAGCCCAACAUUUUUUUGGACUGAAGCAGAAAAGAUAUUAGCAGAAAACACAUCAUAUACAUACAUACAUACAUACUUUUUUAACGCCAGAAUGACUAAAAAAAUUUAAUACAAAGAAAUUUCACGGAAUCAAUUUUCGCGAAAAUGCAAACAAUUACAAAGAUAAACGUAUAAAAUAAUGAUGUUGAAACCGAAAAAUUUUACAAGAACUUUUUAUACGUGAUUACAUUUAAAGCCACAUAAUCAAAUACAUACUGAUUUAUACAAAUAAUCUAUGAAUAAGUUGAA